UACCGUGUUUAUGGGAUGGCCGUCUUCCUGCUGUUGCUUGGCCUUGCACUGGUUCCUGUAGCCUCUUCAGAAAGCACAAUGAAGGGGAUUACAGAAACCUUCCCACAGGAAGAGAGUCAGCCUGCUGCCAAACUGAGUGCUGGGGAGUCCGUGAACUCGACCCUGCCAGACGAAAACAUCAGCCCCAGCAAAUCCGAGGAUGUGACGUCGGCCCCACCCUCAAAAUCCAGAAGGUCCUAUUUCGUCAUCCCAAAGGGAAACCCUUUGAGUAACAACAAAAAUUGUCUAAACGGCCUGAUAGUCUGGAGGAACAUUUUAGACGUGAACGAGACACGCCAGUUGGGCAGUAACUUUAUACAUGGGUCCAGGCAUGUGAUACACGGAGGUCCCGGGGCCACUGUCUGGAAGUGUGGACACACACUCGGCCUAAGCUGCCGUGAGAGCCUAGGACUGGAGCAUGCCGGAGCGUGCAAGGUCGCUGCAGGCCGGCAGUGCCCCAGGUGCCAGGAGCACAGUGUCACCUCAGUAAAGAGAAUCUUGACGGUGCUGACAAGCCACUCUCUGAUGAGCUGGCUAGUUAGUGGCUCUAAGCUGUAAAUCUCAGGGCUUUGAGACUGAAGCAGGAUGAAUGCAUGACCAUCGUUGCUUCUACCCUUCUGCAGCACGUGUCUCUCUCAGAGUAGAUGGUAAACACUGUCCUAGCUGGAGGAGUGAAAGAAAAGAAAAAAAAAAAAAUAGUGGCCGACUAUAAAUCCUAACCCAUCCUAGAAUACGGACCCACUCUUGCUCUUGCCUCCACAAACUGAAUUCCUUCCUAGUUUGGCUGUAAAGCUUCCCCAAAGCUGAGUCUACCCAAGUGGACAAAGGUAAGGAGAGAAACUCCAAGCCACAUAGCAAGUGAGGGUGAGACUUGUACUCAGUGCUGCUCUUCAAAGAAGGGUGAGCCCAUGUGCAUGCCUGGGCGCAGCCCCCCCCCCCAGGCCCUCUGUGGCCUGUCCUCCGGGAGAUGUGAGUAUCAGCAGGUCCAGCUCUGUACAA
Molecule: messenger RNA, 1038 nt
Organism: Meriones unguiculatus (Mongolian gerbil)
Lineage: Eukaryota; Metazoa; Chordata; Mammalia; Rodentia; Muridae
Gene: Rnase11
Product: ribonuclease A family member 11 (inactive)
Exons: 1
Coding region: 16-597 (193 amino acids)
Source: RefSeq, a predicted model, not a curated record